AGCCGACAAGGCAGGAGCCGCUCGCGAGGCCAGGAGCCGAUCAGAAGGCCUGAAGAGGCCGGAUUCUGUUUUGAUCAGACGACCAGCAGAGAACGAAGGAGCAAAACACGAAUCGUCCCUCUGAUGGUCAUCAGAGAGCCCAGGCGGCGGCAUCGGCAGAGCGCACCACAACACGGCUGGCUCCUGAUCCUUGCAGCCCUCCCAGCCUUGAUAGGUGAGCCAGCCACACGAAGCUGAGGCCCGAGCCAUACCAGAGCAUCUGUCCUUCUGUGCAGUGGUUGUAUCCGCCCAGUCUUGGCGAGCUCCGGUUGGCGACCCCGAGCCCCUGUCAGAGGAUACACUGGACCGCAGUGAUGACGAGUUCCUCGCUCCCAACGCCACUAAGCAGUCACUGCUGCGAGAUGUCAGCCCAUGGAGGCAGAAUGGUACGCCGCACACGCCCUCUCCUUGUUCUGGGCGCACCAUAUGGGGAUGGUCUCUGUGUGCAGGUCCCUGGUCAGACGCAGAAGACGCCUCCACAACCGAUGCUGAGGACACCGAAGAGGUCACGCCCCACGUGUCGUGCGAGGAGCUGGGCGGCCUCCUCGACCCCGUCACCAACACGUGCUGCCCCGAGUCAUGCGGCCAGUGCGGCGGGCCCUUCUGUCACCUCCUCCCGUCAGGCCCAUUCCACUGCUGUCCCCUACAGGUCGAGACACUCGGGCUCAAAUGCGACGAGACCAACGAGCCGCCGUGUAUCCUCGCGCCGCCCCGUGAGAAGGGUGCGCUGAUCGGUUCUGAGAGCUACCAGGAGUCGGUGUGUGCGUAUGUGGGUGGGGUGUGGGAGGGGGAGGGGAGCGACGUGUGCUGUGGCAAGGGGUGCGGUUUGUGUGGCGGGUUUGGGUGCGACGGGCGGCCGGGAGGAAAGGACGAGUGCUGCGGCAGGGCGGUACUGGAGAAGAAUGAGGGCUGUCUGGACAAAGGGGAAGCGCCGUGUGUCACAGGUAUAAACGCACAAUGGUCCACCUUGGGAUGCUAUGUCGAUCUCUCGUACGUCUAUUUGUUCGAACGUGUUCAGAGCCGUUCAUCCCUCCCCCUCCAUCCGAGGGCGUCUACAUCAAUGCAGGCGGCCCCUCCGUCGCCCACGACGGCAUCGUCUACCAGCAGGACACCUAUGCCGACGGCGGCACGCAGGUCACUUUGGAGACCCUCUCGAGCAACCCCCUCCUCCUCACCACCCACACCUUCGACACAUCCGAUCUGUCCACCAGCAGCGGCUACACCAUCCCCGCGGCCGCACUCUUCCCCUCGGAGCACCACAAGGGCGAUGUCUGCCUGCAAAUCGUCUUAUCCGAGCUCACAUUUAGCACCAAAGGGUCUCGUCUCUUCGACAUUUUGGUCAAUGGGAAGGUCUGGGCGCGGCGAGUGGAUGUGUAUGAGCUGGGAGGGGGGCGGCAGAAGCCGAUUGUGUUGCAGAGGUGCGUCGCGGUCGGCAAGGAGGGGCUGCGCGUGGGGUUUGCGGCCGUGCGGGAGGAGGCGAGCGUGGUGGGGCUGCGGGCGUUCGCAGUGAAGAACCCCACAACACAAGGGGAGAUCUUCUGCCCCACACUGCUGACCAAGCUACCCCCACCAAGUGAGCAGAUCAGCCAAACAAAGACGCAUAUGCCUGCGCACAAUUUGCGUCUCUCAGGUUGCUAUGAAGCCAACACCAGGCUGCUGGGGCCGUCUGUAUCCAACACGACCCUGAAGGCGCGCACUGUGCGUGAGUGCCAGAAGCACUGUGGUGAGACGGCAGAGUGCAUCGCCUUUACCUAUGAGGAAGCCAGCCUCACGUGUGUCCUCAAGACCGACCUUGAAAGCCGCGAGACCGCCGCACACAUCCUCUCUGGGCCCAAGUCGUGCGAGAAAGGUAGGAUGGCCACCAGCCACAACGGAGACAGAGGCAAUGUGCCGGUGUCGAUCAGAAUGUUUUGAGGAGGGUGUGGAUUACUACGGGAAUGAUCUGGAGGCCUAUCAGGAUGUGGUGGGGCCUGUGGAGUGUCAGUACCAGUGUCAGGACCACCCCGAGUGCCGAUUCUUCACAUAUCAACCACACAACAACUGGUGACCUACACUACACAACAGACACUCCCCCGCUACCCUGUUCACUCUCCGUGUCCAUCCAUUCAGGUGCUUCCUGAAACGUGGCGGCUCCGGCCGCACCCGUGAGACCGAUUCCAUUUCGUCCAAGUCCAUUUCCGGCCCGAAAUACUGCCUGGAGUCGCCCCAAGACUUCUGCCACCGCAUAGGCGGCACCUACGCCGGCCCACACAGCCCAGUCGCAUCACCACACCAAUGGGACAUCAAGACCCACGCGGACAUGCCAAGACGAGACGGUGGCAUCGAGGGGCGCCUCAAGGCCGGGCGGCACGUGAGCGGCGCGUGCUGCCCGGCCGACUGCGGCGAGUGUGGGGGAGAGACGUGUGCAAAGGGGAGGAGUGAGUGCUGCGCAGCUGCCGGGCGAAUGGCGGAGGACUGCGCCGUCAAGGGCAAGCCCCCGUGCUAUGCCGGUGUGGCGCGGGGGCCCUCUCCUCCGUCCCAGUGCGCCUCACCCUACGCCCUUACACACACGUGGCAGGGCGACUCAAUGCUGUCGGCUUUCCACUUUGCGUCCUCAUCAACACCAGCGACAGCGACAGCGACAGCAACAUCAUCUGAAGGGCCGGCGAGGUUUGUUGGCCGACAGGAGGCGGUGGACGGCGGGAUGGUGGAGGUGACCAAGGAUGGAGACGUCAUUGUGCGGGUGGACACGGCAGAGGGAGAGGGAGAGGUCGGCAAAGAUGAGGGGCGGAAGACCGUCAGCCUGAGGUCGCUGGACGCAUUUGAUGCGGUCGGUGAGGGGGCGCCAAGAAAGGCAUGGUUCUUGUCUCAUGUGCUGAGGAGGGUUGAUUUUGAUUGGAUGGAUGUGUGCAGGGGCUGUUUGUCUUCCAUAUUGCGCACGUGCCUUUCGGCUGUGGCGUAUGGCCGUCGCUUUCCCUCCAGGGGCCUCACAUGGACAAGGACGCACAGAUCAACCUCAUCGAAGGCACGACCACCACCCACCGCCACGAUACCUGCUAUUGCGCAAUAUGUGGUGUGGUGUGGUGUGCAGGCAUCCACAAUGGCGCUCGGAACCACUUCAGCGUCAGUGUGGGCGCGUCGUCCCCCUGUGUGCAGGCGGGGGCGGACCAGUCGCUCACCAGUGGGCACUGGGAGGCAUCCAGACUCCUGCUCGACAACAUACGUAUGCACGCCACGCCCAGCCACACACACCACACCACACCCAUGUGCAUCAAUCAUCCCGUGCUUAUGAUAUCGUCAGGUCAACCAUCGCGGCACUGUUCCUCCAUCGAUGAGCUGCAGUACCCCAGCCAGGCGUGCACCCUCCUCCCAGAAGAGCCCUUCCUCGGCCCCUCCCAGCCCUCAGAAGGCGGCUACUUCGUCGUGGAGCUAGACUCAGACCGACACAUCAAGUACUGGUUCUUCCGCUCGUCCGAGGCGCCCCAAGACCUGCUCAACGACCACCCCACACCGACACCAGACGCAUGGAAGCGCCCGCACGGCCUGGUGUCCCUGCAGACGGACACGUGCCCGGGAUGGGACAACUUCAGGCAGAUGCAGGUGGUGCUCAGGACGGGGCUGUGUGGGGAUAGGAGAGGGGGGAAUGCGGCGUUCGAGUGGGCCUGUCCUGGGCUGGGGAGGUGCGAGGACCACGUGCGCAAGAACGGCACGGCGCUGCGAGACGCGUAUUGGGACAUUCGUUCGGCGCGGGUGUUCCAGAAGGCGCCUACAGACCCAUUCGAUCCCGUCUGCUCAGGUGAGAACACUUGCGACCACACAGAGAAAGAAUGGGACCUGUUUCAUUUCACCUACUUUCUUUGAAAUCAGUGUGUGUGGAGUAUGAGCGAGAUGUGGAGUACCCAUCCAACGAGCUGCGGACGAUCGAGUCGAUUGAGCCGCCCACUCCAGAGGGGUGCUGGCAGCACUGCCAGAGGGACGCCGAGUGCGCGGGGUUCGUGUUCGAUGGAGGCAAGGGCGAGGAGGGGAAGGUUUCCUGUGUGCUCAAGCACGGCCUGGAGAGCCGCAAAGUCAGCAAAGGCAAAGUCGCGGGCAUCAACAAAUGCACCAAACAAGCACCAAGUAAGCUCCCUUCCCUUCCAAUGGAUCUUCCCUCACACAUGGAUGGAUGGAUGGAUGGCUGCAGAGUGUGUGGUGUUUGAGGCCGACUACGCCUACACCUCCCAGUCGGCUCUCUCCCCCUCCCCCCUGGCCGACCGGCGCGACGUGACGUCCCCCUACUCCUGCUGGCAGCUCUGCGACACACACGCCGGCUGCAGCGCAUUCACAUUCCAUGGGCAAGACAGACGGUGUGUGCUGAUGCGGGAGCCGCUCUCACGGCAAUAUGAACCGAACAAAGGCAAGGUCUCGGGGUUCAAGCAGUGCGAGCACGACAGAGGUAAGCUGCCAACAGAGAGACACACCCGUCCACCAUAGCACAUGUAUGCCUCUCUCUCUCAGUGUUGGAUUGUUUUGCGUUCGAGCGGCAUUACGAGGUGCUGGGAGCACCUAUGGCGUCCAUCCUCGCCCCCUCCCCCACACAGUGUGCGGCUGCCUGUGCGGCCCGGGGCAGGUGUCGGGCUGUGAGCUACGAGUGGGACACACAGCGGUGUGAGCUCCAGGCCGAGGGCCACCACCGUGUGUAUCGUGGGCAGAGGAGGGCCGUCAUGGCCGCGAUCAAGACAUGCGACAAAUAAGGAGGGGGAGGGAGAGAGUUUGCGCGAUGUGCAUAUUAAUUACUGGAUUGGUGCCGAGGCAUGUGCGUGUGGCGUGGCGUGACAGUUCUGCGCUUCGCUGUGGAUGCACGUGAGUGUCUCGUUUGUCUGCACUUUUUGGCUUGGGUGGAUUUUGCGCUAGUUGUGAUUUCUGUCGCGCAGACAGCAAUGUAGGUAGGUAGGUAGGACACCACACGCGUACACACCCAUACAUACGAGUAGAAGUGAGUGGGGUUGCUGGCUGGGCGUGGCGACGUUGUACAUGGCGAGUGUGUGGCACUGUGUGCACGUCUGUAUGGUGCGGAUGUGUGACCAAAGCAGUAAUUCUUCCG
Molecule: messenger RNA, 5101 nt
Organism: Vitrella brassicaformis
Lineage: Eukaryota; Vitrellaceae
Source: the annotation of a GenBank genome assembly